Acaromyces ingoldii is the source of this 517-nucleotide messenger RNA. Its product is annotated as defender against death DAD protein. Gene Ontology annotation, cellular component: membrane; oligosaccharyltransferase complex. Gene Ontology annotation, biological process: protein N-linked glycosylation. The record is from RefSeq and is a predicted model, not a curated record. Lineage: Eukaryota; Fungi; Basidiomycota; Exobasidiomycetes; Exobasidiales; Cryptobasidiaceae. The transcript has 3 exons. The coding region runs from base 32 to 433 and encodes 133 amino acids.
AUGAGCCUUUCUUCCUAACAACCUACAGACGAUGAACAGGAGCACCAAAGUCUCUCGGCCCCCAGUCUCUUCGUCAGCUGGGUCCGCCUCGUCGGGCGAGACGGCGAGCAAUGCCGUCUCGACGCUGAUCAAGUCGUACAGCGACAACACCCCGGCGCGCCUCAAGCUCAUCGACAGCUUCCUGCUCUUCCUCAUCCUGGCUGGCGUCCUGCAGUUUGCGUACUGUGUCCUAGUCACCAAUUUCCCUUUCAACUCGUUCAUCGCCGGCUUCGCAUCCACUGUCGGCCAGUUUGUUCUGCUUGCCUCGCUCCGCAUUCAGGCAAACCGGGCAAACGAAAAAGAUUUCCCCAGCGUCACGCCAGAGAGAGCAUUCGGCGACUUUCUGUUCGGGUCAGUCGUCUUGCACUUUUUCGUCGUCAACUUCUUGGGAUGAGAGAGCAUGAACACAGACGAGAUGGGUGUUGUAUUUUAGAGCAAAGGCGUAAACACAUGAUAAAGAUUACUUCUGCCACCGCCA